UGGCGCGACUGUUUUGAUUUAAUUUGAAAUGAAUCGUCAAAUUUCGAAUAAUGGCCAGUUUUGGGUCUUAGAAUGUUGCUGUUCCUGUUUUAUUUUAAUUCAAAUGUCGCCCAAGUGAGUUGAAAAGUUAUUUUUUCGUAAUAUUCAACCUCAAACUGACAACAAACGGGUUUUUUGCGUGUUAUGUUGGCACGAUUGUUAUGGUUUAAAUUUGAAUGAAACGUCAAAUUCGAAUAACGGUCCGUUUCGCAAUCAGGUUUUAAAACACUGUUAUUUCCUUUAAUAAUAAGAAAUGCCGCCAAGUGAGUUAUUAAAAUCGGCCCGCGGUGACCGCCCAACAGGUUACACGUGUCGGCGCCGCUUGCAAAGCAACUUCGAAGAGUGUGACAAAAACGAGACCAAACCAGUCGAUAGGAGCGUUUUAUCGGUUUUAUCAUUUAACGAAAACACGCGAAAAAUUUUCCGAAACAGUGCGGAGAGAUUCAGUAAGACUUUGAACACAGUUAGGACCACUUUUGGGUCCAUUACACAGAAAUUUAGAGUUUCAACGAGGAGACGGCAGAUUUUGGAAGAGGGGCCCAUGACCCCCAAUUGCGACACUCCGUACACGUUUUCCAAGCAGGUGUUGGGGCGCACACCGACGAAACUGUACAGCCCCUUCGGCAUUGAGACGCCCAGUGCUGCGGCCGAUAAGGAGAACAGGGGGGCGUAAAUUUAUUCACAUUAUUGAUUAAUGUAUUUAUUUAUUUGUAUUAGGCUAAAUUAAUAAAACUAAGAAAG
This is a messenger RNA of Tribolium madens (black flour beetle), 780 nucleotides long. RefSeq lists its product as uncharacterized. The record is from RefSeq and is a predicted model, not a curated record. Bases 293 to 712 code for a protein of 139 amino acids. The transcript has 2 exons. Lineage: Eukaryota; Metazoa; Arthropoda; Insecta; Coleoptera; Tenebrionidae.